Molecule: messenger RNA, 897 nt
Organism: Cavenderia fasciculata
Lineage: Eukaryota; Evosea; Eumycetozoa; Acytosteliales; Cavenderiaceae
Gene: mcfT
Product: mitochondrial substrate carrier family protein
Exons: 2
Coding region: 1-897 (298 amino acids)
Biological process (GO): transmembrane transport
Source: RefSeq, a predicted model, not a curated record
AUGGCAACUAAACAAGAAGGAGGAAAUGCAGGAUCACCACCAACACCAACAAAGUCACAACCAUUAUGGCAUAAUAUUAUUAGUGGUGGUAUAGCAGGUGUAUCAGAGAUUCUUGUCAUGUAUCCAUUGGAUGUAGUAAAGACUAGAGCACAAUUACAAGUUGGUCAAAGUCAAUCAAUGUUUACUAGUUUGGUUCAGAUGAUCAGACACGACGGUUUCAGAAUGUAUCGUGGUAUUGUUCCUCCAUUAGCUGUCGAGGCACCAAAGAGAGCUAUCAAGUUUGCAUCAAACAAGUUUUAUGAACAAAAGAUUUUAGCUUUUUAUGGAAAUAGUAAAUUAACACAAAAACAAGCAAUUUGUUCUGGUAUUGGUGCAGGUGUAACUGAAGCAUUUAUUGUAGUACCAUUUGAAUUGGUAAAGAUUAGAUUACAAGCCAAAGAGAAUGCAGGUAAAUACAAGAAUACAAUGGAUUGUGUUGUCAAGAUUGCUAAAAGCGAAGGUUUGGGUGGCUUUUUCAAGGGUUUAGAGUCGACACUAUGGAGACAUGCUCUUUGGAACUCUGCCUAUUUUGGAUUUAUUCAUACUCUCAAGGCUGCCUUGCCAACACCAACCAGCCAAAAACAAACACUACUCAACAACUUUGUUGCUGGUGGUCUUGCUGGUACAUUGGGUACAGUCUUGAAUACUCCUGCCGAUGUCGUCAAGAGUAGAAUUCAAAAUCAAGGUACCGGUCCAAAGAAAUACACUUGGUGUAUUCCUUCCAUGGUCACUGUUGCCAGAGAAGAAGGUGUCGCUGCUCUCUACAAAGGUUUCCUUCCAAAGGUACUUCGUCUUGGUCCUGGUGGUGGUAUCCUUUUAGUUGUUAAUGAUUAUGUUAUGAAAUUAUUAGCAAAAUAA